This is a messenger RNA of Balaenoptera acutorostrata (minke whale), 1560 nucleotides long. It is a transcript of the gene PNPLA1, whose product is annotated as patatin like phospholipase domain containing 1. Gene Ontology annotation, cellular component: membrane; lipid droplet; cytoplasm. Gene Ontology annotation, biological process: triglyceride catabolic process; lipid homeostasis. NCBI's taxonomy places the organism in Eukaryota, Metazoa, Chordata, Mammalia, Artiodactyla, Balaenopteridae. The record is from RefSeq and is a predicted model, not a curated record. The coding region runs from base 1 to 1560 and encodes 519 amino acids. Gene Ontology annotation, molecular function: triacylglycerol lipase activity. The transcript has 8 exons.
AUGGAAGAACAGGUGUUCAAGGGGGACCCAGAUACCCCUCAUUCCAUCUCCUUCUCGGGCAGUGGAUUCCUCUCCUUCUACCAGGCUGGGGCGGUGGAUGCCUUUCGGGACCUGGCCCCCCGGAUGCUGGAAACGGCCCAUCGCUUUGCUGGGACGUCGGCAGGUGCGGUGAUUGCAGCCUUGGCCAUCUGUGGGAUUGAAAUGGAUGAGUACCUCCGAGUCCUCAAUGUGGGUGUGGCCGAGGUGAAGAAAUCCUUCUUGGGGCCCUUGUCCCCGUCCUGUAAGCUGGUGCAGAUGAUGAGGCAGUUUCUGUACCGGGUCCUGCCUGAGGACUCCUACAAGGUCGCCACGGGGAAGCUCCACGUGAGCCUCACCCGGUUCACGGAUGGAGAGAGUGUUGUGGUUUCAGAAUAUACAUCCAAGGAAGAGCUCAUCGAGGCGCUGUACUGCAGCUGCUUUGUCCCUGUGUACUGCGGCCUCAUUCCUCCAACUUACCGUGGCGUGCGGUACAUCGACGGGGGCUUCUCGGGCAUGCAGCCCUGCUCCUUCUGGACGGACUCCAUCACCAUCUCCACCUUCAGUGGUCAGCAGGACAUCUGCCCGCGGGACUGCCCUGCCAUCUUCUGUGACUUCCGCAUGUUCAACUGCUCUUUCCAGUUCUCCCUGGAGAACAUCGCCAGGAUGACCCAUGCCCUGUUCCCCCCAGACCUGGUGAUCCUGCACAAUUACUACUACCGAGGGUAUGAAGAUGCCGUUUCGUACUUGAGGCGGCUGAAUGCUGCUUACCUUAAUUCUCCUUCCAAGAGAGUGAUUUUCCCCUGGGUAGAAGUGUACUGCCAGUUAGAACGUGCCCUUGGCAAUGAGUGCCCUGAAAACUGUCAACCAAGCCUCCAAACAGAGCGGGCCAGUCCAGAAGAAUCCAGACAACUUCACACACAAUGGGCUCCCAAAAGGGAAAGAAAAGGUGGCCGUGGUCCACCUCUGUCCCCACCUGUGCAGACACCUGAAUCCACAUGUGAGUGGCCUAUGGAGUCACCUGUUUCACCACCUGCAUCGCCACUGGCCUCAUCACCAUCACAGUCUCCAACUGACUUGCCACCUGUAUCACGCCCAGCUGUGCACUUCCUCCCCAGCUCAACACCGGGGCUGUCACCUGUAUCACCAUCACAGCAGGAACAACUGACUGGAUCACCAUCCAGAUCCCCACCCCCCCAGUCAUCUAUGUCAUCCAGGACGUCCCUGGGGCCUUCCGCUGUGGGGACAUCGCCAACAUUGCCCCAAUGUUCCUCUUCAGCAGCACCUGCACAGCCACCUGUGGAGGAACUGGGCCCAGAACAGCCCCAGGCUGUAGCUCCCUUUGCUUCUUCAAAUUCCAAAAGCACCGUGCCUCUGGCUAAUGUGAAGGAAACCAUGAGCAAGCCUUAUGCAAUGGAGAGAACUGCUGAAGACUCCAAUUGGGUGAGCAAGGUAUUCAAGAAGAACAAACAAAAGACAAGUGACACCAGAAAAGUCUUCCCAAGACAUCCACAAUCUAAAACACCAGGCAGCAAAAUGCAGUGA